CCGCCAUUUUGUCCAGUGGGGGAGAAGUGAAAGGGACAGCGGAACCGAGUCUUGGCGGGAAAACAAGCGACUCCGACCGCGCUUACGGGGCACGGGGCUGCCGGACGACGUAGGGGAGGCGAAGAAGGGAAAGACUGGCAGCCGCUCCCGGGAGUCUUUUACACUCUUUGCCAGGAAACCGAGAUGCAUCGCGAUUCGUGCCCGCUGGACUGCAAGGUUUAUGUAGGAAACCUUGGGAACAAUGGCAACAAGACUGAAUUGGAACGAGCUUUUGGCUACUAUGGACCACUGAGGAGUGUCUGGGUUGCUCGAAAUCCCCCUGGUUUUGCUUUUGUUGAAUUUGAAGAUCCACGGGAUGCUGCCGAUGCAGUGAGAGAACUAGAUGGGAGAACAUUGUGUGGCUGUCGUGUCAGGGUGGAGCUGUCCAAUGGUGAAAAACGCAGUCGGAACCGUGGCCCACCUCCCUCAUGGGGUAGACGACCUCGAGAUGACUAUCGUAGGAGAAGUCCUCCACCUCGCCGCAGAUCUCCACGGAGGAGGAGUUUUUCCCGUAGUCGUAGCAGGUCCCUUUCUAGAGAUAGAAGGAGAGAGAGAUCACUCUCAAGGGAGAGAAAUCAUAAGCCUUCCCGUUCAUUUUCCAGAUCUCGUAGCCGUUCCAGGUCAAAUGACAGGAAAUAGAACUUCAGGAAGAAUGGUGUACAGGAAGUCACAUUUUGGUCUGAAGACAGUAUGUACAGAACAUUGUUUUGUUUAAGACCUCAUAAAGCUUGGUGCAUUUUAAAAAUGUUUUAGCUGUCAAUUUCUUUUUUUGUAACAGGUGACAUGUAAUAGUUGUGAAAAUGUAUAUGGUUUUGAGCAGAUCAUUCAAAGUGUAAUAAACCUGUUCUACAUUGUACCCUUAAGCAUAAACUAUUUUAAUGUUAGCCAGUUACCUUGCAGAGGUAAACAAAUCUUCAAUAAACCUACAGCAGCAAAUGUUCAUAGUCUGCUGGGUCAUUUUCUAGAAUCUGCAAAAAGUAAACUAAAAAAUAAAUUAACACAUAGACAUGUAAAUCAUGAAUAUUUGCUAUAAUUGUGAAUGGACAAUCUCUGCAGUAUGAAAUGUGGAGGCUUAAUUGACCAGAAUAAACUAAUGGCAAACAAUAAGACUGAAAACUUGUAGCCAGCCUUUUUCUAAAUCUGUCUUGAGUUCUGAUUUAUGCCAGAAUUGCCAUUAUUGUGCAAAAUUCAAAUUAACUAUUACAUCUUUUUAUGUAGAGCACUACUGCUAAAAUAUUUGUAAUGCAGAUUAACUGUUAAUUUGGAUAAGUACAUAUGUAUAAGGGUACAUUGUAGAUAGAAAUUUUCCUCAUUGUGCAUACAUUGUCUUGUCACUGUAAACUCUUGGAGAUUAAAGUUUUUGUUACAAAUCGUUCUAAGGAUUUAACUCUUGUAUCUUGACAACCAUUCGUGCAAAAUAAAACAUGCAAGUUGACUUA
This is a messenger RNA of Thamnophis elegans (Western terrestrial garter snake), 1478 nucleotides long. RefSeq names its product serine and arginine rich splicing factor 3 (gene SRSF3). The coding region runs from base 184 to 678 and encodes 164 amino acids. Gene Ontology annotation, molecular function: RNA binding. NCBI's taxonomy places the organism in Eukaryota, Metazoa, Chordata, Lepidosauria, Squamata, Natricidae. Gene Ontology annotation, cellular component: nuclear speck. The record is from RefSeq and is a predicted model, not a curated record. The transcript is spliced from 6 exons. Gene Ontology annotation, biological process: mRNA splicing, via spliceosome.